Messenger RNA from Capronia epimyces CBS 606.96, 1143 nucleotides. RefSeq lists its product as uncharacterized. Bases 1 to 1143 code for a protein of 380 amino acids. NCBI's taxonomy places the organism in Eukaryota, Fungi, Ascomycota, Eurotiomycetes, Chaetothyriales, Herpotrichiellaceae. The transcript has a single exon. The record is from RefSeq and is a predicted model, not a curated record.
AUGUCCAACUCGGAAAUCUACCACAACCCGGAAGCAAGAGCCUGGAAAUACACAUACGACACCGACAUCAGGCUUGCUCAGGCUUUCCACCGACGCCUGCCGGGAUACCAGGAGAGUCCCCUUGUUCCUCUGCCCGAGCUUGCAGAGCAGCUCGGCAUUCGAGCUGUUUUCGUGAAAGACGAAAGCAGCAGACUAGGAUUGCCCGCAUUCAAGAUCCUAGGCGCUUCAUGGGGCACAUUCCGUGCCGUUGCGGAACAGACCAUUCUACCUCUGGACUCGAGCCUUGAAGAACUGGCUUCCGCAGCUCAUCGAGUGAACACUGUUCUGUUCGCCGCCACGGAAGGGAACCACGGCCGAGCUGUUGCACGCAUGGGCAAGAUCCUCGACGUGCCUGUCCACAUCUUCAUGUCGAGAUUCGCCAGCCGCGAGACAUGCCAGAAGAUCGAAAGUGAGGGCGCCCACGUCACCGUCACUGUGGUUGCUGGCACCUACGAUGAUGCGGUGACGAAAGCAUAUGACGAGUCCCGAAGGGUUCCAAACGGACUGCUGAUCCAGGACAAUGCCUUCGAGGGGUAUGAGCGAGUCCCGGCUUGGAUUGUUGAAGGCUACUCCACCCUCCUGGUUGAGGUGGAACAGCAACUCCAGCACCAGGGGCUCGAAGCCUCGACCAUUGUAACUCCAAUCGGAGUCGGCUCGCUCGGCCAUGCCGUUGUGGCGCAUUGCAAAUCCGGUGGGAAGCACAUAAAUGUGUUGACGGUCGAACCGGAGAAUGCCGCGUGUCUGCACCACAAUCUCAAAGCACACAAGUGGUUCACAAUCGAGACGUCGGCUACGAUAAUGAACGGCUUGAAUUGCGGCACCGUCUCUCCCAUCUCCUGGCCGGUCUUUGUCAAGGGAGUCGACGCUAGCAUCACGAUAUCGGAGGUGGAGUGCCACAAUGCAAUCCAGUAUCUGAACGCUCAUGGUGUGAAUUCCGGCCCUUGUGGUGCUGCAUCUCUUGCUGCGGUGAGGAAAGGGGCUACAAUCGAUCCCAAAGCCACGGGACUUGCCGAAGACGCUGUCGUUGUCUUGUUGAGCACAGAAGGGGCAAGAAACUAUCCCAUUCCCCGGAGCUGUGCGGAUCUGAUCAAGCGACGACCAUAA